Messenger RNA from Dromiciops gliroides (monito del monte), 9561 nucleotides. RefSeq names its product golgi glycoprotein 1 (gene GLG1). The record is from RefSeq and is a predicted model, not a curated record. Gene Ontology annotation, cellular component: Golgi membrane. NCBI's taxonomy places the organism in Eukaryota, Metazoa, Chordata, Mammalia, Microbiotheria, Microbiotheriidae. The transcript has 26 exons. Bases 28 to 3546 code for a protein of 1172 amino acids. Gene Ontology annotation, molecular function: fibroblast growth factor binding.
GUACGUCGAGGCUGCCGCGGACCCAAGAUGGCGGCGUGUGGACGUGUACGGAGGAUGUUCCCCUUGUCCGCGGCUCUGCCGCUGCUCCUGCUCGUGGCGGCCCGGGCCCAGGGGGCCCAGAACCUGGGAGUCCUCCACCAGCCUCCGGCGCCGAACCUCAGGGCCUUAAACGACCCCGCGGAUCAGCCGGUUCAGGGGCACGCUCCGCAGCCGCCUCAGCAGCAGCAGCAGCCGCAGGCGCCGCAGCAGCAGCAGUCUCAGCAACAGCAGCUGCAGCCCUUCCCGGCCGGAGCGGGGCCGGCCCGGCGGGGCGGCGCGGGGCCCGGCGGCGGCUGGAAGCUGGCGGAGGAGGAGACGUGUCGGGAGGACGUGACCCGGGUGUGCCCCAAGCACACCUGGAGCAACAACCUGGCGGUGCUGGAGUGUCUGCAGGACGUGAGGGAGCCUGACAAUGAAAUUUCAUCAGACUGCAACCAUUUGUUGUGGAACUAUAAACUGAAUCUAACUACAGACCCCAAAUUUGAAUCUGUGGCCAGAGAAGUCUGCAAAUCGACCAUAUCAGAAAUUAAAGAAUGUGCUGAAGAACCAGUUGGGAAGGGCUACUUAGUCUCGUGUUUGGUGGAUCACAGAGGCAACAUUACCGAGUACCAGUGUCAUCAGUACAUAACCAAGAUGACAGCCAUUAUCUUCAGUGAUUAUCGUCUGAUCUGUGGCUUCAUGGAUGACUGCAAAAAUGACAUCAACAUUCUGAAGUGUGGCAGCAUCCGGCUCGGAGAAAAGGACGCACAUUCACAAGGUGAGGUGGUGGCCUGCUUGGAGAAAGGCUUGGUAAAAGAAGCCGAAGAAAGAGACCCUCGUUUUCAAGUCUCAGAACCUUGCAAAAAAGCCAUUCUCCGAGUGGCUGAGCUGUCCUCAGAUGAUUUCCACUUGGAUCGGCAUUUAUAUUUCGCUUGCCGAGACGAUCGGGAACGUUUCUGUGAAAAUACACAGGCUGGUGAAGGCAGGGUAUAUAAGUGCCUCUUUAACCACAAAUUUGAAGAAUCAAUGAGUGAAAAGUGUCGGGAAGCAUUGACAACUCGACAAAAGCUGAUUGCCCAAGAUUACAAAGUCAGUUAUUCACUGGCAAAAUCUUGUAAGAGUGAUCUGAAGAAAUAUCGUUGCAAUGUGGAAAACCUUCCCCGGUCCAGGGAAGCCAGGCUUUCCUAUCUUCUGAUGUGCCUGGAGUCUGCAGUACAUAGAGGUCGACAGGUAAGCAGUGAGUGCCAGGGAGAAAUGUUAGAUUAUCGACGAAUGCUGAUGGAAGACUUUUCUCUGAGCCCUGAGAUUAUCUUGAGCUGUAGAGGGGAAAUUGAGCACCACUGCUCUGGAUUACACCGAAAAGGGCGGACUCUGCACUGUCUGAUGAAAGUAGUUCGUGGAGAAAAGGGAAACGUUGGGAUGAAUUGCCAGCAAGCGCUUCAAACACUGAUUCAAGAAACUGACCCUGGUGCCGAUUAUCGCAUUGACCGAGCUUUGAAUGAAGCUUGUGAAUCUGUAAUACAGACGGCCUGCAAGCACAUACGAUCUGGAGACCCAAUGAUCCUUUCUUGCCUGAUGGAGCAUCUCUACACAGAGAAGAUGGUUGAAGACUGUGAGCACCGACUACUUGAGCUGCAGUAUUUCAUCUCUCGAGACUGGAAACUCGACCCUGUUCUUUACCGCAAGUGCCAAGGAGAUGCUUCUCGUCUUUGCCAUACCCAUGGCUGGAAUGAGACCAGUGAGCUCAUGCCUCCCGGAGCUGUGUUCUCCUGUUUAUAUAGACAUGCCUACCGCACUGAGGAGCAAGGCCGGAGACUAUCUCGAGAAUGCCGAGCUGAAGUCCAGAGGAUCUUGCACCAACGAGCCAUGGACGUGAAGCUGGACCCUGCUCUCCAGGACAAGUGCCUCAUUGACCUGGGGAAGUGGUGCAGUGAAAAAACCGAGAUGGGCCAGGAGCUUGAAUGCCUCCAGGAUCAUCUUGAUGAUUUAGUUGUGGAUUGCAGAGACAUAGUGGGCAACCUCACGGAAUUAGAGUCCGAGGACAUCCAGAUCGAGGCUUUGCUGAUGAGAGCCUGUGAGCCCAUCAUUCAGAACUUCUGCCACGACAUGGCAGAUAAUCAGAUUGACUCUGGAGAUCUGAUGGAGUGUCUGAUCCAAAACAAACACCAGAAGGAAAUGAAUGAGAAGUGUGCGAUUGGUGUCACCCACUUCCAGCUGGUCCAGAUGAAGGACUUCCGAUUCUCCUAUAAAUUUAAGAUGGCCUGCAAGGAAGAUGUCUUAAAACUUUGCCCCAAUAUCAAAAAAAAAGUGGACGUGGUGAUCUGCCUGAGCACGACCGUGCGCAAUGACACGCUGCAGGACGCCAAGGAGCAGAGGGUGUCCCUGAAAUGCCGCAGGCAGCUACGUGUUGAGGAGCUGGAAAUGACAGAGGAUAUCCGCCUGGAGCCAGAGUUAUACGAGGCCUGCAAAAGUGACAUCAAGAACUACUGUCAAACCGUACCCUUUGGCAAUGCCCAGAUUAUUGAGUGCCUCAAAGAGAAUAAAAAGCAGCUCAAUCCUCGGUGCCACCAGAAGGUCUUUAAGCUGCAAGAGACAGAGAUGAUGGACCCAGAGUUGGACUACACGCUCAUGAGAGUGUGUAAACAAAUGAUCAAGAGAUUCUGUCCAGACGCAGAUUCAAAGAACAUGUUGCAGUGUUUGAAACAAAAUAAAAACAGUGAACUGAUGGACCCCAAAUGUAAACAAAUGAUCACCAAGCGCCAGAUUACCCAGAGCACAGAUUACCGGCUAAACCCUGUGCUCAGGAAAGCCUGUAAAGCUGACAUUCCUAAAUUCUGUCAGAAUAUCAUCAAUAAGGCCAAGGAUGACUCCGAGUUGGAAGGCCAGGUCAUUUCCUGCCUCAAACUGAAAUAUGCAGAUCAGCGCCUUUCUCCAGACUGUGAGGACCAGAUCGGAGUCAUAAUCCAGGAGUCUGCUUUGGAUUACAGGCUCGACCCUCAGCUGCAGAUGCAUUGCUCAGAUGAGAUCUCCAGCCUCUGUGCAGAAGAAGCAGCAGCCCAGGAGCAGACGGGGCAGGUAGAAGAGUGUCUAAAAGUGAACCUGCUUAAAAUCAAAACAGAAGUGUGUAAAAAGGAAGUAUUAAACAUGCUCAAAGAAAGCAAAGCAGACAUAUUUGUGGACCCAGUUCUCCAUACAGCCUGUGCCUUGGACAUCAAACAUCACUGUGCAGCCAUCCCCCCUGGGCGAGGGCGGCAGAUGUCGUGCUUAAUGGAGGCCUUGGAAGAUAAACGAGUGAGAUUGCAGCCGGAGUGCAAAAAGCGCCUCAACGACCGGAUUGAGAUGUGGAGCUACGCAGCCAAGGUGGCCCCAGCUGAAGGCUUCUCUGAUCUUGCUAUGCAAGUGAUGACAUCACCUUCCAAGAACUACAUUUUGUCAGUGAUCACAGUGGGCAUCUGUAUACUGUUCCUGAUUGGCCUGAUGUGUGGACGAAUCACCAAGCGGGUGACGCGGGAGCUCAAGGACAGGUAGAGCCCGGAUUGGCCACCAGAGCAAUCACCUGCCCAGUGCCCAGUUUGUACAGUCCUCUUGUAGAGCCUCCCCAUCCGCCCCACUCUUCUGAGAGGAGAAGCAAGCACCCUGAGUAGAACAGCAGCAGUCGUCCACUCCAUUGCCCCAUCUUGGAUUUCGUCCACGGCAUCCUCAUCGCUCUCUGAAAGAGUCUGUGUGCAACCUCAGCAGCUGGCCCGUGUUUGUACCCCCUUUGUUAGACUUUUGUUGACCUGCCUGUAGAUAAGUUUCUCAUGCCAAUGGACCUAUCAGCACUCCCAGAAGCAGACUGACCUGACCUGCAGCUCAAACCAUUUUUAAGUAAAAAAAAUUUUUAAAGAGAGAAAAAAUAUAUCUAUAUCUCUAUAUAUAUAAAACCUCCCAGCUUGAUUUGGGUAGUGGGGUUCCUACCUGGAUACAUUUCUAUUCUGUGACUGGGUGAAAACCAAGGUAGGGCUUUAGAGAGGAAUCAUGUCACCUAACAUAACUUGCUUUUCGGAUGUCUUACUCAUCUUCUCAUAAGUGUCUUCAGCAUUUAAUCAGGAUAGUGGAUGCCAGUGACAGGAUUCCCCACUUAUUUCUGCUGAAACAUCAAUGCCUUCCAGCUUCCGUCCUCACAGAGCCACUACUGGCCAAGGUCCCAGGGCCCGAAGGACUUCUUAAGAGCACCACACGUAAAGGAAAACAUGGGCCAGUGGAGACCGAAUUGGGGAGACUAAGCUUUCCUGAAGCCAGUCCAACCACAGAGCUGCACUGAAAGCCCGUGCCCCAAAUCCCCAGUAGUCAGAGCCCAGCAAGCUCAUUCGCCAGCUAAGAUUCAAGCUGACUCUGGACGCCCUCCGCUUCACCUAAAGACUCUGACCAGAAUUAGAAGCUCCCUCUUCGAUCUGGCUGGGGGAGGGAGAGAGGGAGGUUGGAUCAUUUGUUGUUUUUUUAAUAUUUAAUUAUAGGCUAGCAAAACUCAAGUUUGCAAAGAUCCAUUGGAAGUCUCAGUGUGUCUCUUGUAAUCCAGCAACUAAAGCAUUCUCAAACCUUCUAGGAGUAGAGUCCCUUCCAGAGGACACUCACUCCAGUGAUGCCCAAGAAAAAGUGAUCCACACUUGGGCGAGGUGAAGAUUACACAUCCAAAAUGGGAGAGUCUUCUCCAUCUUUGCCGUGCACACCAGCCCUAGAAGGCCCUGGGUGAAUACGGUGUUUUCAGGACUGCUUCUGAGCAGAAAAGGGACUCUGCUAAAGCAGGACCCUUAUUUUGGCUCUCUUAUUUUCCCCCAAUUGUGAAAAGGAUUGGGAGAUGAAUGGUGGUCCAGUCCUGGAAAACCUUAGGUUGAGUGUGGGGUUUAAAGUCACAGUGGUUGCACAAGAGGGCAGCGUGUACAGUAGGAAAUAGAUAGAUAGAUAGAUAAUAGAUAUAUAUUUUAUUAACCUGUUAGAUGUGCCCACAUGCUGUGUGCUGGAGUAUUAUAAAUGAUGUGCCUAAAGCUGUCUACACAGGCUGAGGCUGAUUCAGAAUGAAUUUCCAUUCCUGCACCUUUUCCGGGUUUUUUUUCCCUUGCCUUACCAAGAGUUACCUGUGUCUGCAUAACAUAAUUACAAGAGUGGGAGCUUAGAUGAUUGUGGGCCAGCUGACCUCGGUUACCUUUUGUGUACAGACUGACAUGUAUAUGAAUACUGCGGUUUCUCUUGCUACCCUUCCAGAGUGCUGGAGUAGGUAUGGAGAGAGACAUUAGGUAAAGCUAACUGUUCCCACCUCCCAUAUACCACAGGUUGGAGAGUAAAUGGGCUCCCUUGUGAGCUUUUCUCCUGAACAUUGGCAGAGUAGGAAUGCCUCCCUUGGGCCUGGGAUUCCAGACCACGGUGGUGGAGGCAGAAGAUUAUGGGGGGAUUCUGAAAGGCAGAACAGGUCCCAAAAGCCAGCUGUACUUCCCUCUUGCCGAGGGCUGUGUGAGGUACCAAGGGAAUUGGUUGUCCUUUGCACAGAAAGGGAAGCUGGUGACCCUGCCCAUCACCCUCGCUCUUGUUUAGAUGAUUUUCUUAGGCCUACUUACAUAGUUGACUUGAGGUUUUUUCCUACAGAGACAGUACCUCCAAAUUCAUGAGACUUGAAAGCUAAAGGGUACACAUUCUCUUCUCCCUCUGACCCCCCUCUUCAGCCAUGAGUGAAUUGAGGUUUUUGCUAUGAGGGGCUUCCAAUGAUGGGGAGAGAUUUCAUUGGAAAUCAGUUAACUGGGAGGGGGGGUGCACACGCAUGCAUGCAUGCAUGCACGCAUGCUUUAAACAAAAAGCAGCAAUUAAAAGUGGAUUGAGCACAUUCACCUUUCUCCCGACCCCCCCUAAGGCAAGGAACUGUAUGGAUUGCCAUCUAAAUAGAACAGAGUAAGACUCCAAUGUACCAUUCUUAAUGGUAUCCGAUACAGGUCUUCAGAACAAGAUCGGUUUCUACCAUCGAGGGAAUGAUUUCUCAACUUGUUAACUUUUUCUCCUAUAUGACAUUGUUAACUUCUUGUGUUUAAUAAGGGAAGGAUUCUGAUAGCCCUAAACAUGGUGUUCCAAAAGUCUCGUUGCAGUUUUAAGCUUUUAACAAUUUAAGAUUACACUAAGACUUUGCGGCCACUAGGUGGCGCAGUGGAUAGAGGGCUGGACCUGGAGUUGGGAAGAUCUGAGUUCAAAUUUGGCUUCCUAUACUGGUUAGCUGUCUCACUCUGUUAACCCUGCUUUCCUCAGUUUCUUCAUCUGUAAAACGGGCUGGAGAAGGGAAUAACAAACCACUCCAGAAUCUUUGCCAAGAAAACCCCAAAUGGGAUCACGAAAAUGUAGGACAUGGCUGAAAAAUGACUUAACAACAACAGCAAGACUUUUGGGAUACCCUAGAUAGCUUAAGUUUGGUUUUUUUUUAACCCUUCAAAAUAGUGAACUGUGUUAGUUCUCUACCUAUUAGCAGAGUUAGAAAGGAAAUUUGGUUCUUGAAACUUAGAAUCUUUUGAAAUAAUUAAACUAGUCCAUCAGAACCCCACUUUUCAUUGCUUAUGGAAAACAGUUUCAUGACCAUUGCCCUCUAUUUUGAGAGGGGCAAUAUUAGUCACAGACUGAGGCCUCAGUUGUAAGUUCUAGUUGUAUUGUGCUAGCAAGUGCUAUUCCAUUUUCCAAGCCCUCAUCCAGCACCAUUCCAGCCACCUGACAGACUGUGAUGUGAUGACAAAUACCAGAGACAAGCUCUCUUGAGCACCUUGGUAACUGACCCUAUUGACAUAGUUGUCACUCAACAAAGGAAGAGUCCCUUUACUUCCUAUUUGCAGGCCUACUUACCUGAUGUCUAGCACUAAUCCACUCAGAGGGAAAAGUUUCUUGCCAACAGUGACAGCUUGAAGUUCCAAACCAAGUGACUGACUCCAGGGCUUGUUAAAAUGAUAUCAUCCGGCCAUCCGAAAGAAAGUAUUGCAGGCCCUUACUGAGAAGUGAUUCAACAACUAGUUCCCAAGUUAUCAGACACCCAUUGGUUUACAGUUGGCAUCUCAUUCCAACAGCUCUCCAAAGGGAACUUGGAUAUCCAUCUCCCAUGUUGGACAUGCCAAAGACCAGAAACGUAGGUAUUCUGUCUGGAACAGAACCAAACUGGAUCUAUACUGGGCCCGUAGUAAGAGGCCAGUUACAUGUAUGGGGGCCUUAGGGGAAAGCAGAUUCUAGAGUGCCCUAUCCUCUGAAAUAAGAAGAGUCUUUUGGAAAGAAGUACCAUGUUAUGAUUUUUGAUAGAACCAGGGCCGGUAUGUAUUAGAGCCAGAUAUUUUCAGGAUAGAAGCCUCUAUUGGUGGGGGGGAGGGGGGGGUAGGAAUCCAGCUAUGGGAAAUACCUGUGUCUUCAAAAGCUAAGACUUUGGAACAUCUGAGAAUUUCAAGGACCACUGUAGAGAAGGCACUCUCAUCUCCUGUAACUCAAAGAUGCCUCCUAGCUGCCCACCUCACUCCCACUUCCCUGACCCUUUCAGCACAUGUGGAGGCCCCCAAAUAGAAGUCUGAAAAUUCUUAGGAGACUUAAGUCCAGGGAAUUGCCAUCGGCUUACAGGGCAGCAUUUAUUUCAAGUUACUUGUUAAUCAAUAAACACUUUUGAAUUGAGUUUACUUCCAGAGGCUUUAAUUUAUCACUUAAUCCUCCAGGAAAGAGUUGGGAAGGGAAUGCAAAGAGAAAGCUUGAUAGACACUUGUUUUCCUUUCAUUUCCUCCUAGGAGAGCACAUCUAGGCUGGGUCAUCAGCCUGACAAAACUUUACAAAAGUAUUGACAAAAAUUUACAAUUUUCCUUUAAAGUUAGAAAGUGAAUAUUAAUCCCUUAGUUUUGUUUUGGGUUUUUUUUGCGGAGCAAUGGGGGUUAAGUGACUUGCCUAGGGUCACACAGCUAGUAAGUGUCAAGUGUCUGAGGCCGGAUUUGAACUCAGGUCCUCCUGAAUCCAGGGCCAGUGCUUUAUCCACUGCGCCACCUACCUGCCCCUAAUCCCUUAGUUUUAUAGUUGCCCCUCCAGUUUCUAAAUUAACCACUGUAUUUAUUGUCAGUUGGGUCAGAACCAAGUCAUUGCAUCAGUGUGGCCUUUGAAACACUUGUCACCCUGGAUUUCUCCUGCUACCGCCCUAUCCCCUUCAGAAAAUUUCCACUAGGAUUCUGAAUCAGAGAUGCAGGUUCCAUUAAAUCCAGAGUAUGGAAUAGGGGCGGGAGAAGGGUAGAAUGAGUGUUGUCUGAGGAAAUGAGGAAUACCUUCUGAAUAAAUCACAACCAACCCAUCCCUCCCCUAUGUGCCAACUCCUAAUUCAGCCUGCUGCCACCCUCUUCACAAGGCAGAAUUCUUUCACUUUGCAGACCUUAGCCGCUGACCUCUGGGUCAGGGAACAUAGGAGAUCAGCCUAUCAGCUGUCUCUAGCCUUAAUAGAGAAGUGUUCUACCAGCCCCUCAUACAGCUGGUGAGAGGGACUAGAAUUCCCACACUCAAUUCAUAGAACAGAAAGAGGAUUGUGGCUUCUUGAACUGUGAAUACUUUUGCUUUUUUGGUUUUUUGUUUUUUCAAAUUCUGGGUAUAUAAGUAAGAACAAAGAAGUCAAAAUGCCCUAGUUGUAUGUCCCUAUUUGAAUCCUAUUUAGUUGUAUAAAAUGUGGCAUUCUAUUGCAUUACAGUUUGGGUGGGGUUUCAGUGUGGUUGUACCCAUUCUCCCCAUUUUCCAUGGGAUGUUACUGUAUCUGGCACUGGCUCUUCCUUACCGUUUUUGGCCAACUUUCCAGUCCUCUUCCUUCUUGGUCCUCCUCACCCCACUUCUUUCUCCCAACUCCUGUUCCUUCACAGGUUGGGUAGCCAUAGACCCAGGCUGGUACAUCCAGGUUCCUGUGUCUUGUCCCCAUGUCCCCUUGGCUCUGGGGGCAGCCUCUCAGCUGGAGCACAAGGCUAUUGAGGACUAGAGCUGCCCAGAGCUACAAGUUAAUGCAUUCUGUAGUAAUCUAUGACUCCAUUCUCUUCCUCAUCCCAUGCACAGACUACCAAAGAGAGAGAAAGAGCCCCCCCCCCAUGUGUUGGGGGGUAUGGGGUCUUGGUAGUAGAGAUAUGUGGUGACCUCAGGAGUUAGGGUGGUACUUCCCCAGUCAGAUGGGCCAGGAUCUCUGAAUAGGGUCUCCAUGUCAGAUGGGGCGCACUGGGUGGAACAGCAGAUGGACAGGGCAGGAUAAAAUGGGAGGACCAGACUGAAGGUGGUUAGCACUAUUACCACUGUUGUCAGCCUCUCCAAGGGCAGUGUCUCAAAUCGAUUGAAAAAAACGACAGCAAAUGCUGGGUGUGACUUAGGCCUUUUUUUUUUUUAAGAAAAAAAAAAAAGAAAAAGGAACGAAGAAAAAAGAGGGGAAAAAAAGAAAUAAAAAUAAGACUCUUUUGUAAAUUGUUUUCUGUGUAUAAAAUUCUGGCCGUUCCUUGUUUUUACAUGUUCAUGCUGUGUAAUUUUGAGAUGUUACUGAGAUUCUGAACAUAAUGUGCA